GCACUCCGCCCGCGCUGCGCCAUUUUGAAAAUGUAAUUUUGGAAGAGGCAGGAGCGAGGGAAAUCUCAAAGUGGAAUGCAAAGUCUGAAAACCGGUUCGGAGACUUGAGGGACAAUUUCUUUGACUGAAAACCGGUCGGUGUCAUUUGCGGCAUCGGGGCUGUGGACCGUGGAAGUUACUAGCGGUACUCCAUCUUCAUUCCUCCGCUGUCGCUUCGUCAGAACCUCUCAUCUCACCCGGGUCAGCUCUGUUUCGGUUCAGGGCCCCAGCCCGCUACAGACAGCUCCUCAUGAUGGCAGGGCCCGGCGGAGGGAGCAGCGAUGUGCAGUGGUGCUUUUCCCAAGUCAAGGGAGCGAUGGAUGAUGAUGUCGCCGAAGCUGACAUAAUAUCCACGGUUGAAUUCAACCAAUCAGGAGAGCUGCUUGCCACUGGAGACAAAGGCGGUCGUGUUGUCAUCUUCCAGCAGGAGCCAGAGAGUAAGAGUCAGCCUCUGCGCCGUGGGGAGUACAACGUUUACAGCACCUUCCAGAGCCACGAGCCAGAGUUCGACUACCUGAAAAGCCUCGAGAUCGAGGAGAAGAUCAACAAGAUUCGAUGGUUACCCCAGAAGAACGCAGCCCACUUCCUUCUGUCUACUAAUGACAAAACUAUCAAACUGUGGAAAAUUAGUGAACGUGACAAAAGACCAGAAGGCUACAAUCUGAAGGAGGAAGAUGGGCGGUACAAAGAUCCCAGUACUGUCACUACACUAAGGGUCCCUGUAUUAAUGCCCAUGGAUUUAAUGGUAGAAGCCAGCCCCAGACGAGUGUUUGCAAACGCUCACACCUACCACAUCAACUCAAUCUCCAUCAACAGCGAUUGUGAGACCUACCUUUCUGCAGACGACCUGCGCAUUAACCUCUGGCAUCAGGAGAUAACGGAUCGCAGCUUUAACAUUGUUGACAUAAAACCUGCAAAUAUGGAAGAUUUGACAGAAGUGAUCACAGCCGCCGAGUUCCACCCCAACCAGUGCAACACGUUUGUGUACAGCAGCAGCAAGGGAACGAUCCGAUUGUGCGACAUGAGGGCGUCAGCGCUGUGCGACAAGCACACUAAAAUGUUUGAGGAGCCUGAAGACCCAAACAACCGUUCAUUCUUUUCUGAAAUCAUCUCAUCUAUUUCUGACGUGAAGUUCAGCAAUAACGGACGCUACAUGAUGACGCGCGAUUAUCUCUCCAUCAAGAUCUGGGAUCUUUGCAUGGAGACUCGACCAGUUGAAACCUAUCAGGUGCAUGAAUAUCUCAGGAGUAAAUUAUGUUCACUUUAUGAGAACGACUGCAUUUUUGACAAGUUUGAAUGCUGUUGGAAUGGGAAUGACAGCGUUGUGAUGACGGGCUCUUACAAUAACUUCUUCAGGAUGUUUGACCGAGGUUAUCAGCAGGACGUGACGUACGAAGCGUCGCGGGAAAACAGUCGGCCGCGAUCCAUCCUCAAGCCUCGGAAAAUAAGCACAGGUGGGAAGCGCAAAAAGGACGAGAUCAGUGUCGACAGUCUGGACUUCAGUAAAAAGAUUAUCCACACAGCCUGGCAUCCUCUGGACAACAUCAUCGCCGUAGCCACCACCAACAAUCUGUACAUUUUUCAGGAUAAACUGAACUAGCACUCACUAGCGUCUACUUUAGCUGCUGUGCUCUAAUGCAUAGAUCAAAUCAUAGCUUUUUUUCUAAUUAUUUCCAUACAUUUUGAUUAGUAUGUGGCAAACUACUUUCAUUCAUCCUGAUCAUAAAAAUCUAUGGAGGUUUUUAGAUUUUAGUCCUCCAUUGCGAGCUAUUAAAUUGCUGUUUGCUGAACCACUACAUCCCCAACUAAGGGGAAAUGUUCCUUUGUACAGCUGUGCCAUGGCGACUUGAUCACUCAAAUAUCUUUUUUUUGUAGCUACCAUGUUUUUCAAGUUAAGUGUCUUUUGUCAUUGUUUUUCUUUGUGCACCGGUCCAAAACACUGUUAGCACAGACUGUCAAAUACUCGGCGUCACCCAGAAACCGAUGAGAAUCCAAGUUCUCUCUUCCUGUUGUAGAGACAACCGUUGGCUCGUAUUACGUUAAACUCAUUUUUCUGAUAUUUCUGUAAAACUGACUUGACAGCAGGUCCUGUUUUUACAUUCAUCUCAAAGAUUCAUUUUUGUGUUAAUCAUUUGGGGUGGUGAUUUCACCCAGUAAAUUUCAAAGUGCUUUAAACAAUUUCACAGAUUUAUUUCAUCAGGGACAUAGAAAACUUUUGGUUAAAUAUUCCUCUUGGCCUCAUUCAGAUAAACCUUCAAGUGUGACUGAGCAGGACUGGCUGCUCUCUUACACUUUCACCGGAAUGAGCUGGAGUGAAGGUUAUAUUCCAGCUGCCUCGCUCAGCCCUCCUCGCUGUAGUUGAGCAACCAGUGUUUUAUUACUAAUAUUAUUAUUUAAGUGCUGUGAAAAUACACUUAAGAAAGAAACACUUGACAAAAAAGGGACAUGUUUGCUGUUUGUUCUUUAUUUAAUAUGUAAUUUAUCCUAUAAAAAGCCAACAUGCCAAAUUAAAAUAACAAGGAUGGUGAGAAGGAAAAGUUUUAAACACUGACUGUAAAAUUAGUUAAAAGUUGGCCUUUUUUGUAAUUUAUUUGAUGAAGGUAAAACAAAAAUUUU
Messenger RNA from Oryzias melastigma (Indian medaka), 2655 nucleotides. RefSeq names its product protein phosphatase 2, regulatory subunit B, alpha a (gene ppp2r2aa). The transcript is spliced from 10 exons. The coding region runs from base 290 to 1639 and encodes 449 amino acids. Gene Ontology annotation, cellular component: protein phosphatase type 2A complex; cytosol. Gene Ontology annotation, biological process: peptidyl-serine dephosphorylation. Gene Ontology annotation, molecular function: protein binding; protein phosphatase regulator activity. NCBI's taxonomy places the organism in Eukaryota, Metazoa, Chordata, Actinopteri, Beloniformes, Adrianichthyidae. The record is from RefSeq and is a predicted model, not a curated record.